Messenger RNA from Teleopsis dalmanni, 692 nucleotides. RefSeq lists its product as uncharacterized. The transcript has 4 exons. NCBI's taxonomy places the organism in Eukaryota, Metazoa, Arthropoda, Insecta, Diptera, Diopsidae. The record is from RefSeq and is a predicted model, not a curated record. Bases 201 to 692 code for a protein of 163 amino acids.
UAAUAGUUUUAUUUCUAUUAAUAUUAGCCUACAUAUACUAUAAAAAUUUGUAGGCAGUAAUUUCACGUCGUAAAAAGUGUUAUUGUUUUGCAUGGUUUACAUAAAAAUACAACUCUGUUCUUAACAAAGCGCUUCUAUUUAAAGGCGAGAUUGAUAAAAAAUUAGUUGGAUUUUCAAAGGUUGUUGUUUAUUUUAAAACAAUGGAUAGUUUUACUGGUAAUGCAGAUGGUGAGAGCAGUGUAGAAUUUGAUGAACUCGAAAGACCUGCAUUAUUUUUAACUGGAACAAUUAAUAAACAUUCAGAUACCAAGUCUGUUUUCAACAUAAGUGUUCCUGACUUAUUUGAGCAACCAAAUGAUGAAGAAAAAAAUUAUGAGGCCAAAUUAAUAAACGAAUUGAAUGAAUGGCAGAAACUAUCCGCCAAAGCCUAUCAACAAUGUCAAAAUGCCAGGGAAAAACAUUCGAUCAUUGAUCGCUCAAUUUUAUCACCAGAGAACCAGGCUGAGUUGGAAAAAGCGCCAUGUUUACAGAAAUUUAUUGCCGAUAGUGUCGAGUUCAGGGAAAUGGCUGAUUGUUACUUAAAUGUGUGUUGUGAAGAAAUACUCAAAAUGCAGUCAAAUGCUUUACAAUAUAAAGAACAUCACUUAAACAAUGUAAAAUUAAAUAAAAUUGCACAAAUGAUGAAAAAUUAA